Molecule: messenger RNA, 1865 nt
Organism: Phycodurus eques (leafy seadragon)
Lineage: Eukaryota; Metazoa; Chordata; Actinopteri; Syngnathiformes; Syngnathidae
Gene: asb6
Product: ankyrin repeat and SOCS box containing 6
Biological process (GO): protein ubiquitination; intracellular signal transduction
Cellular component (GO): BRCA1-BARD1 complex
Molecular function (GO): protein binding
Source: RefSeq, a predicted model, not a curated record
AUGGACGUUUCCUGUUGUCAAAAUGGCAAAAAAGCGACAGCGAGUGUUCACUCCAAUGUUCACCGUGCACGUUGUUUACAUGUUUGUGCAGUUCCAUGACGAUGUCAACUUUGUCAAUGUUUCACUAGGACACGCAACGGAAAGAAAACAACAAACGAGGUUGGGAAACACUGCUUGAAGAGGUCGGGGAGCCACCAUGCCUUUCCUCCACGGAUUUCGAAGGAUCAUAUAUGAAUAUCAGCCGUUGGUGGAUGCUGUCAUGAGUGUGGUCGGGCAGGAAGAAGUAGACUGGUGUCACGCGAGCAGAAGUCCGGAAGAUGAGAGAUGUCUGUGCAGUGCUUUGGUGGAGCUGCUGGAGCGAGAGUCCCAGUCUGAAGUGUUCUUGGAAGGCAUCGGCUAUGCUCUGUUUAAGGUGGCUGAGCAAGGACUGGUGCAGGCUGCUCAAGUGCUUCUACGGUACAGAGCAGAUCUUAAUUUUGAGGACCCAGUGUCUUUCUACAAUCCACUGCAUAUAGCAGUUCUGAGGAACAGACCAAACAUGGUGAAACUGCUCGUCGAGCACAAAGCUGACAUUGAAAAAAGAGACCAGAUCCACGAGAGCAGUCCCUUGGAUCUUGCCUGUGAGGACGUGGACCGUCUGCCCGUGGACCGUCUGCUGCUUGACCUGGGUGCCAAUGUGAAUGCACAGGAUAAACGAGGAAAAACACCUUUGCUUCAUGCCUUGGCAAGCAGUGAUGGCCUAACUGUGAACAACACGGAGAAUAUCCAGCUUCUCCUUCAGAGAGGUGCUGACGUGAAAGCCGUUACUGAAGAUGGCGACACAGUUGAGUCCUCGUUGGUGUUUCUGGUCAAGGAGGCGCUUGACGCCGACCCCGAGGACGCUGCCCAGAUUGGAAGAUUCUGCCUGCAAACCGCACGCUUACCGCUGGCCCACGGCGUGGAUCCAAGUUGGGAUGCGAACGACUGCGAGUCCUCGCUGACCCGAACGAGCCUGCAGCACUUUGACCUGCUCUUCCCCCUGGCCGUGCUGGUCAUCCAGAGCGGAGCCUCUUUGGCGUGUGCCCACAGCGACUCCUGCUGGCGAGCUUCCGCCCUUAUUUUCCAACGGCUGCAGACGGCCCCACGGCAGUGCUCGGAUCCGAAUUACGCCUCCGAGCUCCUCGAGCGAGCCGAGUUGUUGCUGGACCUAGCGAGGGUAAACCACCCCGCAGUCAAGCUGCGUUCCAGGCCUCAACCGCUUACGUUUGGACAAGACCCUCACCCGUAUGGUCAAGCUCUACAAGAUCUAUACAGCCGGGUGGUCAAGCAUGAUGCGUCCCCUCCUGCUCUCAGAUGCCUUUGCAGGGCUUUUAUAAGGAGCCACCUGCGACCCUGGCCACGGGAAGAGAGAAUCAAUGCUUUGCCCUUACCAGACAGACUGAAAGGAUUCCUUCUUCCUGAACGCACACAUAAGCCAGAACCUGGUUGGGACUGUUUUAAGCCUCAGCAAAGCCCGCUUUGAUCAUCUGAUGCGUACUAUCACCAUUUUGUUUUCGUACUUCCUGUCAAUUAUGGGCAAUAAUGUAAAGCAGCUGUACGUUCCGUCGACUACAGCAGAAGACCUGCAAACUAUCGAGGCGUGUGGCGUAGAUUCAAUCGUGAUGUAUUUGUGCCUUCAGUUGUUCAAUUGAGUCAAAUUGAUUGUCGUGAUUUGCGAUGUGAUCUAAGAUGUGAGGCUGUUAGGGUGCUGCAAUUCAAUAUGAAUGUCACCAGGUGGCAGUAUUUCUCUAUUGGGUAUUUACGCUGCAGCCUGCUAAAGUUGUUGUAUUGCCCUAUCUCCGCAGUGAUUGUGUUGUGAAAUUAGUUUUCUUCCCACUGAAAAUGAA